Messenger RNA from Poecilia reticulata (guppy), 1359 nucleotides. RefSeq names its product sorting nexin 10a (gene snx10a). Gene Ontology annotation, molecular function: phosphatidylinositol phosphate binding. Gene Ontology annotation, biological process: intracellular protein transport; vesicle organization; cilium assembly. The record is from RefSeq and is a predicted model, not a curated record. Gene Ontology annotation, cellular component: endosome. NCBI's taxonomy places the organism in Eukaryota, Metazoa, Chordata, Actinopteri, Cyprinodontiformes, Poeciliidae.
CCAGCCACCAGUUGCCUCCCACCAGCUGGUUGAUUACGGGACAAACAGGUACGCUGAGAAAUAAUCCUCUCUUAUCGACAGAGGUUUUCACUACUCUUCCCCAUGCUCCCGGCUUGUGGGAAGUAAAAGUCCAGAGAAAAGGAAAGUGAUUUGUUGAUACUCUGAAGCAGCGUGUGCGGUCCGGUGCCCAGAAGAAGGUCGCACCGAGCUAUUAGUGGUUAAUAGCCGAGCUACAGUACAGGCGGGGCAGAGCUCCAAGCCAGAGCCCUGAGUCGGGUCUCGGUUGUUCACAAACACCGGAUUAAGUCUCUGAAAUUGAAGAGAACAAAGAACUUGUACCAGUAAUGGACAGUAUUCUGGAAGGUCUCUCAAAAACUGAAUUUGUGAGCGUGUGUGUUCGAGAUCCUAGACUCCACAAAGAUGACCGCUGGCACACUCAUGUCGACUACGAGAUCUGUUUACAUACCAACAGCAUGUGUUUUCGAAAGAAGACUUCCUAUGUGAGGAGGAGUUACAGUGAUUUUGUUUGGCUGCGUCACUGUCUGGAGGGAAAUGCUCUGACCAUAGAAUUGCCCAAGUUGCCACCCUGGAGUCCCUUCUUUAGUUUGAAGAACAAAGAGCAAGUAUCCAAAAGAAUGAAUGGCCUGCAGGAGUUUCUAGAAAAUGUUUUUCAGAAUCCCUUAUUGUUAUCAGAUAGUCGGCUCCAUCUCUUCCUCCAGUCAGAACUCAGUAUCAGACGGAUUGAAAGGUGUGCUCUUGGUAAGACCAGGUACACUGUGGCUGAAGCUAUUCAACUGUCCAGAAGCGGUUACAGCAGUUCAGAGGACAAGAGUUCUUAUGACUCGGACUGCGAGAGCUCUGCAUCUUCAGGUCUGGGAUUGAGCAUCGAUGCUACUACUCGAGACAGUCCGGUCCCUUUUCAUCAUUCAAAUGAAAGAGGAUUCUCUAAUUGAGCAUUCUCCUUUUCAUAUACAUCUCAGUAUUAGUUUUAAAACUUGCAUUACCUUCCCUCAGAUUAUAAAUCUGUGUAACUGCCUGUUUGCUAUAGACUUUGAAGUCAUGGUAUGUUUGACCAGAAAAGUGCAAAAAAAAAAAAAAAAAAGAUGUUCAGUGUCCUGCUUGGACUAUUUUAAUUUACCUCAUUGUACUCAAAGACAUUUGUCACUUUAAUGGUAUGUUUGUGAGGAGGAAGUUUGAUAUACAUUAUUUAUAUAACAUGUAAGUUAUGGAGAACUCUUUAAAAAUGUCAAAUGCAUUUUAUUAUUGCUUCAGUGUAUAGCAAGCAAGAUUUGAAUUGUUUUAAUAUUUGAUCAUAUUUUAUGCUUGGAUAUAGGAUAAAUAAAUUGUCUUUGAAAAGUU